This is a messenger RNA of Marmota monax (woodchuck), 2433 nucleotides long. Its product is annotated as protein unc-45 homolog B. The coding region runs from base 1 to 729 and encodes 242 amino acids. Lineage: Eukaryota; Metazoa; Chordata; Mammalia; Rodentia; Sciuridae. The record is from RefSeq and is a predicted model, not a curated record. Gene Ontology annotation, molecular function: Hsp90 protein binding. The transcript has 3 exons.
AUGACCAACCCGAGUGCCCAGGUUUCUUGCGCGGGAAAUUUGAAGAUGCUCCCAGUGGCGCGGCAGAUGUUGAAUGAGAACUUCCCACCCCCACUCCGCAAAGGAGUUUAUCUGGUUUCUUUUGCUCUGGGAGCUUUGGAUUUUCCCCCAUCUUGGCGGGUCUGGUCAGUUGUUAGUGAACGGCGAGGGCAGCACCCCCUAUCGGCGGCUGAAGACGAGAUUCCAGUCUGGUCUUCAACUCUGGGGAAAAUGGGUGGGGCAGACACCGCUUCUGCAUUCCUGGAGCUGUGGAGGGCCACAGAGGGGUGUGGGGUUCAGGAGAGGUUCCUGGUGGAUGGGAAUGACCGGCUGAAGCUGGUGGUCCUGCUCUGUGGGGAGGAUGAUGACAAGGUACAGAAUGCGGCCGCUGGAGCCCUGGCCAUGCUGACAGCAGCGCACAAGAAACUGUGCAUCAAGAUGACCCAAGUGACAUCCCAGUGGUUGGAGAUCCUGCAGCGGCUUUGCCUGCAUGACCAGCUGUCAGUCCAACACCGGGGCCUGGUCAUCGCCUAUAACCUGCUGGCAGCCGAUGCUGAGCUGGCCAAGAAGCUGGUGGAGAGCGAGCUGCUGGAGAUCCUGACCGUGGUGGGCAAACAGGAGCCGGACGAGAAGAAGGCGGCUGUGGUUCAGACGGCCCGGGAGUGUCUCAUCAAGUGCAUGGAUUAUGGCUUCAUUAAGCCAGUGUCAUAGACAAGGGCCUCCAGGGGCACUGAGGCUGGUUCUGUAUUGUGUCAAGUCCUGCGCUGGGUACUCCCAGACUGUCAGUUCAUCUGGGGAUCGUAGCAGUGACAAUUAAUUUUCAACAUAAAGGAAAAUGUUUGUUUCCUGAGUUGUUCCCACUUGUCCUAAGAAAGUUUGGGUGUUUCUGGCUCUCUUGCUCCCUGCCUUCUUACGUGUGUCAUGAUCUAGAAGUUCCUGGAAUAAUCUCCAUCUGUAAUUAGAAGACAGAUUGGAUAAUUUUUUUUUCUGCACCCAUUCUGAAGGUCAGGAUAAUGGCCUGAAGUUCUUUCUAUUUUGGAAAAUGAAUUGUGCAGAAGGUAGGAACUAACAGACGUGUGACUAUGAGGAUUAAUGCUGUUGUAUUUGGAUUCUGGCUUGUGCUGGUUUUUAUACACUCUCCCCACACUGUUGGAUCAGGCUGUCCACAAGUGCUUUUUCACCUGCAGUGCCCUGUCCCAGCCCUGUGCCCCUUCCCUUCAUCCCCCGUUGAUGGAAGUGUAGUUUAUGUCGGGCACAGGGGCAUCAUCCUUGAGAUUUGCUUGGCAAAGUCUUCCAAGCAAGAUAGACACAGUGAAUAUAAAUAAAACUCAAAGUACUUUAAGCCAAAAUUAAAUUUAUCUUGGCCGCCCAGGGAAAGGCCUGACAUGGUUGUUAGAUCCAGUGGUUCAACGUUGUCACCAAUAUUAUUCUCUGGGGGGGGGGGUCUUUUUCUCCCUCUCAUCUCCCCACCCCAUAUCUUGUCUUGAAUCCUCUGGGGUUUGACCUCAUUCUCUGAGAGGCUCUCUCCGUGCGGGAGGAAUAAUAAGUUUCCAGCAGCUCCAGACUUACAUAGUUGUUAUGGUUUAUUACAGUAGAGAAGAAAAGGACCAUUUUCAGUAACCCAGCAAAAUUCCCAGCAAUGAGUAGGAUGUCCAGCUUGGGUUGUAUUUCCGUCCGUGAGCCAAUCCUAUCCAGAGGUGACUGCUCAUUGCCAGGCUCAGGUCAUAUCAGUGAGUCUGGGAUGAGAAGGAGCUUCAUUCCUGUCCAAUUGACAUGGAUGGAUCAGGGUUCCUAAAGAAUGGGAAGAGACGUGUCACCACAGAAGAAUGUUAUGAUCAAAGAACGUGCUCUGGAUGUCAGGCCUAGCCACAGAAGAAUGACACAAGCAGGGUGCUUGUAGAUGUGACUUUCUCUAUGAAUAUUGCCUUCCCAGCAUGGCUGAGACCUCUGUGAUGGAGUGCUGUCUUCCAGUAUGUCCCAGUUCCAUCCACAUUUAUUGAAAGGUCAAUGUUUUUGAUAAUCAGCAUUGGGUAGAAGGUAGGGCUUUGAGAUUUAUGGCUCUUGAUGAAAAUUAAAAUUACUUUGGUACAUUAAAUAUAAUUGUAAACAUCUUUGGAAAAUCACCUGAAAAAGAUACAGACAGAUUGCUGGAAAGUUGCACCAUUAGGAUUGGGUCAAAUUUUAACAUAAUUUCACCUCCAAGAGAACAGGUGCAAACAUCAGGAGAACUGAGACCUUCAGAUCUUCUCUGUACUAACAACCCUCACGUACACCUUCCCAGCGCUUACGUGAGCUUGCACAGCAGAAACCAUUCUCGUCAUGUCCUUCUUAUUCUGACAGAGAAUGGCAGUCAUUGAGGUGUGGUCCUUUUGAAAAUAUAUACAACAUUUUUUAGUAAUAAAUGGUGUGAUUUGA